ACUCGGUUCAUCGUGCGGGAAUGUUGAAAUUUGGUACACCGAUCCAAGAUCCGGAAUGUCGAUGCUCACGCUGAACGACCAAUAAUGUCAUGUUUCCGAAGCGGACCUUUCGAUUUUUGAUUCAUUCAAAUUUGUGUUUCUGAGUUCCUGAUGAGGUGUUUGUGUUUUGUGUUGAUUUUGUUCAGAGGGUGUUUUGGUAUGGGUCUGUGGGAGACAAUUUUUGGACCGGCAUUGGGUGAUGGUAUUUCAAUUCAAAAUAUGGUGAUGAAUUUUGGAUACAAAUUGACUGAACACGAAGUGAUAUCAGAAACAGGAAAUAUUCUAGUCCUCCAUAAAAUUCGUUCGAAAAGAAGAAACUUCAGAAAUGGAUCACAUACUCCAGCGGUUCUGAUUCAACAUGGUUUACUUGGAGCUUCGGACAACUGGUUCCUCCGAGGACCAGAGAAAGAUCUUCCUUUUUUAUUGUCAGAUGCCGGUUAUGAUGUUUGGCUGUCAAACAUGAGGGGAAACGUAUAUUCCAGGAGACACAUAACAUUGAAUCCUGAUUCUAGUUCUUCGUAUUGGAAUUUCGGAUUGCACGAAAUUGGUUACUACGAUCUUCCCGCUAUCAUCGACUACAUUUUAGACAAGAGUGAACAAGAGAGUCUCUUCUAUAUGGGGCAUUCUAUUGGGUCGACGAUAGCUCUCAUCCUAUGUUCCUUACGGCCAGAAUAUAACAAGAAAAUUCUUCUCCAUUUAGCAUUAGCACCAAUCGCUUUUGUAACACAUAAACCCAAAAUGUUUCACAAGAUGGUAUUUUCCGUGUUUCCUUUCGUUGAACAAUCGGUGCAGUCAAGAAAUAUCCAUGAAGUUUUUCCAAGGAGAAAAUAUUUUUCGAGACUGAUAGAGUAUUUGUGCCAGGAUGGAACGUACUUCCAAAAACUUUGCCUUAUGUUCAUUUUGAACUUCGUUGGUGUGGAUUAUGACCAGUUCAAUGCGACUCUUAUUCCUAAUUUUGCGAAGUACUAUCCGGCUGGAACAUCUUUAUGUAUGGCUUCAAAUUUAUACCAGUUGUUCACUACGGGUAUCUUCACAGCGAUGGACUUCCAAAAUAAAUCUGAAAACCUUCUGCAUUACCGAACUGAAAUACCUCCCUCUUAUAAUUUAUCAAAUGUUGUUCACCCAGUAACACUACACUACUCAGAUGGGGAUUACUUAGUUACCAAAGAUGAUAUAGAUAUGUUGGCAGAAAAGUUACCGAAUGUGAAGGAUAAGCUCAAAAUCCCUUAUCCUUCCUUCAACCAUUUGGAUUUCAUGUGGGCCAUAAAUUCCAAGAAAUUACUGUACGACCAAUUGUUGCUGUUACUCAAUAAAUAUUUGGAAAAUUGAUUCUUGUUUCACUUG
Molecule: messenger RNA, 1383 nt
Organism: Coccinella septempunctata (seven-spotted ladybird)
Lineage: Eukaryota; Metazoa; Arthropoda; Insecta; Coleoptera; Coccinellidae
Product: lipase 1-like
Exons: 8
Coding region: 151-1368 (405 amino acids)
Molecular function (GO): hydrolase activity, acting on ester bonds
Source: RefSeq, a predicted model, not a curated record